Dermacentor andersoni is the source of this 1290-nucleotide messenger RNA. NCBI's taxonomy places the organism in Eukaryota, Metazoa, Arthropoda, Arachnida, Ixodida, Ixodidae. The record is from RefSeq and is a predicted model, not a curated record.
AUGUGGUCCGGAGAGAACCAAGGCUCGGACUUUUCCGUCUCCUCCUUCGGCAUAUCGGUGCCGCAGCUGGUCAAGGGUUCGUCGCAGCUGCUGCUGCGCGAUCAGCCCGGCUCCGGCAGCUACCACGACGUGCACUGCGGCCUGCUCGGCUUCUACCCGGCCUUCCUGCAGAGCUACCGCACGCCCCGGUGCUACCUCGUUUUCCUCUGCGUGCUCGGCAUGACGCAGGGCUUCGUCGUCAACGGCCUGGUCUCCGUGGUGACGCCCACCAUCGAGAAGCGCUUCCAGCUGCUCGGAAUCGAAGCCGGGAUGAUCCAGAGCAUGUUCAACGUGGCGUCGUGCAUCAUGGUAACGCCCGUGAGCUACCACGGGGGCAUCGGCCACAAGCCGCUCAUAAUGGGCAUCGGCGCGCUGGUCAUGUCCGCCGGCUCGAUGGUGUUCGCCUCGCCGCACUUCCUGGCGCCGCAGUACAUGGUGGUGGACAGCGGCGCCGCCGACGUGUGCCCGCAGCGAGGCCCCGGACAGUGCGGCUCCUCGGCGUCGUCCGGUGCCACCAACGCCAACGCCUUCAAGUACUUCUUCAUGGUACGCGUGCUUCCGGCCAUAGAACGGGCAAAAGAUCUGUCGAGGCUGCAAAAGGAGAAGCGGAUGCAAUCCCUGAAGCAUGCGCCGAGCGCAGCCAAUGUGCAAGCUGCGCCGGACGCCCUGGCUUCAUCGGAUUCGCAGGCAGCGCCAGAUGCCCAGGCUGCUAUGCCGGCCUCACAAGCUCCGUCUGAAGCCCAGGCUACUCCGGGCUCGCAGGCUGCGCCGGGUGCUAAAGGCACGGCGAGCGCACACGAAACACCAAACCCUGGAGCCGCGAGCCGCCCGCACGAUAUGCAGGUUGCGUUGGAGGUGACUACCGGGAAAGAGCAGAAGAGGAGCUUUGCAAACCACGUCAGGAGGCUCCUGUGCAAUCCAACAUUCGUCUGUCUCACGCUCGCUGCGUGCGCUGAAACUAUGAUCGCGUCAGGACUCACCGGCUUCGCAACGAAGAUCUUCAUCUCCAUGUUUGGCAUCUCGUCAAGCCGGGCUUCCAGCCUUCUAGGCAUUGUGUCAGUGCCGAGUGCUUGUGGAGGAACACUGCUGGGAGGCUACGUCGUAACGAAGCUGAACGUCAAGUCGUCCACGAUCGUGCGCUACUGCGUCGUGCUGUCGUUCGUACCGUGGUUCACGCUAUUUGUCUUCACGCAUUCCUGCCCCAGCAGUCAUAGAGCACUUGUCAACCUCACAACCAAUUCCGACGAGUAA